Caenorhabditis remanei is the source of this 222-nucleotide messenger RNA. RefSeq lists its product as uncharacterized. The transcript has 2 exons. The coding region runs from base 1 to 222 and encodes 73 amino acids. The record is from RefSeq and is a predicted model, not a curated record. NCBI's taxonomy places the organism in Eukaryota, Metazoa, Nematoda, Chromadorea, Rhabditida, Rhabditidae.
AUGGCCGACGAGAAGAAGAUGUACCUUCCACUCCCACCAUCUGAAUCUACUCGUUCACCAAUCAGACGACCCAGGCGGUUGAAUAAUCAAGAAGACGUCGACUAUUCCAGCUAUCUCGAGAUAUUGAGCUCAAAGCAACCUUCUGUUCCUGAGCUAAAGAGAAAUGCGGAAGAAGACAAUCAAUCGGGACCAGAGAAUAAGAGAAUUAGGAGGAAUGACUGA